This is a messenger RNA of Sapajus apella (tufted capuchin), 409 nucleotides long. Its product is annotated as transport and Golgi organization protein 1 homolog. The record is from RefSeq and is a predicted model, not a curated record. The coding region runs from base 83 to 394 and encodes 103 amino acids. Lineage: Eukaryota; Metazoa; Chordata; Mammalia; Primates; Cebidae. Gene Ontology annotation, cellular component: endoplasmic reticulum membrane; endoplasmic reticulum exit site. Gene Ontology annotation, biological process: protein secretion; vesicle cargo loading; endoplasmic reticulum to Golgi vesicle-mediated transport. The transcript is spliced from 3 exons.
CUUUAAAUGUUUGAACAUGAUAAUUGUUUAGUUUUGCAUAAAUCAAGAAAAUACAGAUUUAAAACACAAGGGAAGAAAAGCAAUGAAAGUCUUUUGUGUUUUAGGUGACCGGAAUGAGAAGAUGAAAAAUCAAAUUAAGCAGAUGAUGGAUGUCUCUCGGACACAGACUGCAAUAUCGGUAGCUGAAGAGGAUCUAAAACGAUUACAACUUAAGCUAAGAGCCUCCAUGUCCACUAAAUGUAACCUGGAAGACCAGAUAAAGAAAUUGGAAGAUGACCACAACUCACUGCUAUCUGCCAAAGAUGGACUGGAAGAUGAGUUCAGAACCCUGAGGCAGAAAGGGGAGAUUCUGAAUGAACUAUAUCAACAGAAGGAGAUGGCUUUGCAAAAGUAAGAUUUUCAUCAUUUA